This is a messenger RNA of Doryrhamphus excisus (bluestripe pipefish), 3842 nucleotides long. The record is from RefSeq and is a predicted model, not a curated record. NCBI's taxonomy places the organism in Eukaryota, Metazoa, Chordata, Actinopteri, Syngnathiformes, Syngnathidae.
GAGGACAGUAUUUUCAUAGUUAGAGCAUUAAAAACCUGUUUAUGAAUACAAUUUGUAUCAUUAUUAGAGCUCUCUAUGUAUGAAAUAACACUUCUAUCGUCAUAUUUGUACCCUUUAUUAUUAUUUUGUUCAACUAAUGUUUAAGGUACGGAAUCCCUCCAGGAGAGAAAAAACAGACGCCUGCCGUUAGCAUAGCAAGCUAGUAAGCUAAAUCGUUAGCCUGUCCUGUACUCAUUCUAACCGUCAGAAAUGGUUAAGAGUGGAGAAGAGGACAGUAUUUUCAUAGUUAGAGCAUUAAAACUGUUUGAAUACAAUUUGUAUCAUUAUUAGAGCUCUCUAUGUAUGAAAUAACACUUCUAUCGUCAUAUUUGUACCCUUUAUUAUUAUUUUGUUCAACUAAUGUUUAGGGUACGGAAUCCCUGCAGGGACAAAACAGACGCCCGCCGCUAGCAUAACAGGCUAGUAAGCUAAAUCGUUAGCCUGUCCUGUACUCAUUCUAACCGUCAGAAAUGGUUAUAAUUAGAGCGGAGAAGAGGACAAAUAAAGACAAAGGAAGAAGUCAAAACUUUACACACGGAAUGGGAGAAUAACUGGGAGAAAUCUAUCAUGGUUGACUACAUACAGUGGAAAGAUGUACUAGAGUACAGUAUACACACGGCAACAGGCUGAACCGGGCUGGAGAUCACAAAAGGAACAGCGGGAUCACUGCAACCAAGAAAAGAAGACUAAUUUCAAGAUGGCAACACCAAAAAACACUCCUCGAGGUGCAAGCAACACUCCUCUGUCCCCCAACCGCAUCACCCGUCUCCAGGAGAAGGAGGACCUCUGCAACCUCAAUGACCGUCUGGCCGUCUACAUCGACAAGGUCCGCUCUCUGGAGGCCGAGAACGCCGGACUGCGUCUGCGGAUCACCGAAUCCGAGACGGAAGUGUCACGGGAGCUGACUGGCCUCAAGGCAGCCUACGAAACCGAGCUGGCUGAUGCCCGUCAGACUCUGGAUUCUGUGGCCAAGGAGCGUGCACGUCUGCAGCUGGAGGUGGGAAAGCUGCGUGAGGAGUACAAGGAGCUCAAGGCAAGGAACACAAAAAAAGAAUCUGAUCUGGCAGCAGCUUUGCAGAGGCUCAAAGACUUGGAGGCCUUGCUCAACUCGAAGGACGCUUCUUUGACGACAGCGCUAGGAGAGAAGCGCAGCCUCGAGACGGAAAACAGGGACCUUAAGACGCAGGUUGCCAAGCUUGACACCAGCCUGGGUGAAGCCAGAAAGCAGCUGCAGGAUGAGAUGCUGAGGAGGGUGGAUGGUGAGAACCGCAUCCAGACCCUCAAAGAGGAGCUGGACUUCCAAAAGAACCUCCAUUCUGAGGAGCUGCGUGAGACAAAGCGACGCCAUGAGUCUCGUAUGGUGGAAUUGGACAACGGUCACCAGCAAGACUUUGAAAGCAAACUUGCGGAGGCCUUGAUGGAGAUGCGGAGCCAGCAUGAGCUACAAGUUAAACUCUAUAAGGAUGAGCUGGAGAAGACUUACAACUCAAAGCUGGAAAGUGCACGUCAGUCAGCAGACAGGAGCAGCCAUCUUGUAGGCGCAACGCAUGAGGAGCUCCAGCAGACGCGCAUCCGCCUGGAGUCCACUUCGUCCCAACUCAGCCAGCUGCAGAAACAGCUAGCAGCUCGUGAGGCAAAGGUGAGAGACCUGGAGGAAGCCCUGUCCCGAGAGCGGGACACCAUGCGGCGCCUUCUGGGGGAGAAAGACCGAGAGAUGGCCGAGAUGAGGCAGCGGAUGCAGCAGCAGCUGGAUGAAUAUCAGGAGCUUCUGGAUGUCAAGCUGGCUUUAGACAUGGAGAUUUGCGCCUACAGGAAACUACUGGAGGGCGAGGAGCAGAGGCUGCGUCUCUCCCCGAGUCCGCCACCGACGAGGACGGCAGGUAGUCGCUCCUCGACGGCAUCGGCUCAUUCUCGGUCAGUCCACUGCGGCUCUCCCGCUAAGAGACGGCGCCCCAACGACACAGACAGCGAGGCCUCCAGUUUUGCUGGCGGAGCCGUGGCUCGCACCCGAAUUACCCAGCAGGCCUCUGCCAGUGGACGCGUCACUGUGGAUGAAGUGGACCAAGAAGGCAAAUAUGUCCGACUCAGCAAUAAAGCAGACGAGGAUCAAAAUCUGGGGAACUGGCAGGUAAAACGGCAGGUGGGAUCCGAUGCUGCAAUCACGUUCAAGUUUCCCGCAAAGUUCAUCUUGAAGGCCGGCCAGAGAGUCACUAUCUGGGCGGCUGGUGCUGGUGGAAACCACAACCCUCCUUCAGACCUGGUGUGGAAGACACAAUCCAACUGGGGCACCGGAGACCAGUUCCAAACCACCUUGAUCAGCGCUAACGGAGAGGAAAUGGCAAUGAGGAAGGUCACUCGCACACACUUUGAAGAAGAUGACGACGACAUGGUUGCUCACAGCACCUGUGGGGACAGCGAGUACAAUCUGCGUAGUCGUACAGUACUAUGCGGCUCCUGCGGCCUCCCCUCCGACAAGUCCAACAACUGCUCCACCGUGUCUUCAGCCUCCCGCUCCUUCCGCAGUGGUGGCAUCUCAGAGGGUUUGCUGCCCCAUUCCUACGUGUUUAGCACUAGCACGCCUCGCAAGAGUGGAAGAACUGAGAAGUGUCCAAUCAUGUGAGCUCCCAGAGGACCAACAUUGUUCAUUUCUAAUACUAAGUUCAUAUAUGAUUUUGACGCUUGGAUAUAAUCCUUACUUAUAACCUGCAGCCUCUGUAUACCAUCUUUUUAUAAUGUACAUACUGUAGGCAAGCUUUGACAUAUUGUUUCUUUUACACAAAUCACUUCUACAUGGAAAUGUAUGGAACCCUGCCUCCACCACUGAAAGAAAAAAAAUACAUACCAAUGGUAAAUUAUAAUUUUGAGAUAACACGUCAAAAUUAUAAUAUUACAAAAGGAUAAUAAUGAGAAAAGUACGUCAUAAUUAAUUUGUUCAGUAAGAAAGGACAUUUUCCUCUUGCUUCAGGCAAGCUUUUAUUUAACAACAGCAAUUGAGUACAGAUUAGCAUGUCUAGUCUUUCUCACUUCCGCCAUCCUCACCCCCUCCCCUGCACGUGCCCAAGUCCUGCCUUUUCAUAGCUGUCUCAGGCACAGCCUGUAACAUAAAGUUACACAUUUUUUCUUGUAAAUUCUCAUAAUAUUAAAACUCAGUUCAACAGUAAAUCUGUAAAUUUAAUCUCAUCAAUGACGUCGUUAAUUUACGACUUUAUUUUUUUUUUAAUUCUCUGGUUACUUUAAUACCCGAUUAAUCCCCGAACAGGCAUUGCCUGAGACAGCUAUGAACGGGGAGGGGGGGAGCUUAUUAGACAUUUGGCUUUGGCAAAGCUAAUAAAAGUAUUUCCGCGUAAAUUUAGGACUAUAUUAUGGAAAUGUCCGAUUUGUUUUUUUUUUUCAAUCUGGCCCUAUUACUCCGUCAUAGAUCCGAAAGUCAUAACUAUGAGACAAAAAGUCGAACUAAUGAGAUACAAACUGCACGUGUGCCACCUUCGCGACAAGUCACUUUGCACAUGUGCAGUUUGUAUCUCGUCAUUUCGAUUUUUUUAAUCUCAUAAUUUUGACUUCAUAUUGGGAUAUCUUUUUCCUUCAGUGGCUUAAAACGGGCUACCAUAAAAAUGUGUGUCAACCACAUGGUAAUUAAAUAUGAAGUAGUUGGACAUCUUAAUUGGACACUCUUUUUCCACAAAUGCUGCUGGAGAUUACAAAAAAAACAAAUACAAUAAUGCAUAUUCAUAUUAUCAGCUUUUCUCUUAUUUUCUCAAUAAACCCACCUCAGUCUUGUGUAUUGUCUUUGUAAUAAAUAAACU